UGAACUACAGAACCUUCAGGCUCAGCAUCGGGACCAGCACCAGCGGUAGCCCAACUCCAGAACCCACAACCACCACUAACACUAGCUCAAAGAUUACCAGUUCAAGAAUUUGGACCAACUCUUCCAGCUCAAGCAGCAAAACUCCAGCAACCACAACUCCAGCAACCACAACCUCCAUAAGUUCCAGUUCAAGGACCACCAGUAUCAGCAUCAGUCCUGAGACAAAGUCUGCCCAAAAGCUAGAACCCAGCACAACAACUACCAGACCUGGCCUAAAGCUUAAACCUGAACGUAAGCCUAAACCUGGCACAAAGCCCAAACCAGACCCAAUACCUAUUCCACACCAAACACCUAAACCUGGACCAAGACCAAAGCCUGUGCUGAAGCCCAGACCUGCUCCAAAGCCUUGGCCCAAAACCACCACCCAAGGUCCAAGGACCACUUCCUCCACACCUAGCCCCAAGACAUCCAAUAGCCAAAGGACUAUGACUGACCCCAGCCCACAAACGGCCACAAGCCCUGGCUCAAGAACUACAAGACCUAACCAACAAACUACCCUCAGCUCUAGCGCAAAAAUCAUCUCUAGAACUAGCCUGAAAACAUCCACUAGCCCUGUCACAAUGACCACUACUAUCGCCAGUCUAAAAAAGACCAGCUCAAGGCAACAAUUUAGCACAAGGCCUAGCCCCAAAACUAGCACUACUAGUCCCAUUCCAUUGGCCAACUCUAACCAUAGCCCUACUACCACCAGCCCUGACACCCCUACUCCCAGCCCCAACUCCCCUACCCCCAGCCCCAUACCGGAGUCUUCCACCACCAGUGCGAGAGAACUGCGUGUGAAGACCAGCCAGGUAUCUGCUAGUCUGAAUGACACAAAGGAUACAAGCGGAGGGCCAAAGGUUUCUCGAGGAGGGCAUCCAAAGGUCCGUCCUGGGUUAAACCUGCUCACAGAAAAGGAGCAGGUAGGCAGCAAGACUAACAGGACGGAGAACCAGCCUCAAAGCCCUGCACAGAUUUCACCAGGAGUUACCAUGGCACCCAGAGACUGCUCUGACCACAUGGCCAGGGGGGAUAGGAAUAGCAGAGUCUACCAAGUGACCCCUGACCCUAAGAACAGAACCAUUGCAGUGUUCUGUGACAUGGAGUCUCAUGGCGGAGGGUGGACCGUCAUUCAGCUCCGUCAGGAUGGCAGUGUGGACUUCAACCGGACCUGGGCUGAAUACCGGACAGGCUUUGGUGACCUGAUGGUUGGGGAGUUCUGGCUGGGCAACGACCACAUCCACCUGCUGACACGAAACAGGGUGAUGGUCCUUAGGGUGGAGCUGGAGGACUUUAACGGCAUGAUGGAGUACGCAGAGUACAGGCUCUUCCGUGUGGCUGGCGAGCGGCUACGCUACCGCCUGUCUGUGGGUGGGUACUCGGGCACGGCAGGAGAUGCACUUCAAUUUAGCAAGAGUUACGACCACAACAACAGGUUCUUUACGACUCCUGACAGGGACUAUGACCGCUACCCUUCAGGGAACUGUGGGGCCUACUACAGCUCAGGCUGGUGGUUUGACGCCUGCAUGGCUUCCAACCUCAACGGGAGAUAUUAUGUGGGAAAAUACAAAGGGGUGCGGAACGGAAUCUACUGGGGGACGUGGCAUAACAUAUCCACAGAGUACUACCCGACUAAUGACAGACAAUCUUUCAAGACUGUCAGAAUGAUGAUCAGGCCAAGGGGCUAUGCAAAGUGAUCUACGGCUGGCUCCUCGGUUGGCGUUCUCAGCUGUUGCAAUUCUCAAAUAGGGGGGCCGGGGACCCCUAUGAGGCCUCCGAGAUUUUCAAUGGGUCCAUGACAAAAGCAGGAAAAAGCAGAACAAAAAAUUAAAAAUACGAUUUUUUUAGGGAGGAGCACUGUUUGAUACGCAAAUGGAAACAUUCAGAUUGUACUGCUGAUUCAUAUUUUGGGGGUUUAUAAUGCCUUUUGUUUAACAAGCAAUUUUAAUAUAUUCCAUCAUUUCAUUUAAUCUUUCAAAUAUUAAAUCUCUGAUUCAGGCGGGUCAACAACACCUAAAUCUUCUUAAUUUCUUGAUAAAUAUUAGUGGGCCUCGGAAAAGCCUGCUCUGUUGGUAAAAUACUGCCACUUAGUGGUCUGAAACGAAACAACAUGGUUUAUGGUUUCAAAUGGAACACUCAAACUGUGGAAAAGAUGUUCAGAGUUCCUGAAGUAAUUUAUAAGAUGUCUUCUUGUUAUCUAUGUAAGGUUACAGUGUGAAAGUAUUGUUGGAGAACGGUUUCAUAGAAGUCUUUCUCCUGUGACGAGAAAGAGAAAUACUCCUUGAGGAGGGUAAUGAAAUUGUACUGAAAUUGUACUGGAAUGAUUGACUGACGAUUGAUUGUUGUAAUGUUUUUUUAUUCUCAGUAUUUUUUACGGGAAAAAUUAAAUGAGGUCAAUAAAACAUA
This is a messenger RNA of Oncorhynchus mykiss (rainbow trout), 2445 nucleotides long. RefSeq lists its product as uncharacterized. Gene Ontology annotation, biological process: blood coagulation. Lineage: Eukaryota; Metazoa; Chordata; Actinopteri; Salmoniformes; Salmonidae. The record is from RefSeq and is a predicted model, not a curated record.